Messenger RNA from Pseudogymnoascus destructans, 2823 nucleotides. RefSeq lists its product as uncharacterized. The record is from RefSeq and is a predicted model, not a curated record. Gene Ontology annotation, molecular function: protein binding. The transcript is spliced from 3 exons. The coding region runs from base 1 to 2823 and encodes 940 amino acids. Lineage: Eukaryota; Fungi; Ascomycota; Leotiomycetes; Thelebolales; Thelebolaceae.
AUGUUUCGAAAGGCGCUCAAAAAAAUAGGCAAGAAGCGUGACAGCCUUGUCUCUACGCCUCCAACCGCGAGCCAGGUACAGGCAACCACAUCUCCUUCAGCAGGACCGUCAACGGAUAGAGCAAUUACAGAAGUUUUUCGCGCCCGGGGCGAUGCUAGAGCGCAAGCUGGUAAUUAUAAUGGGGCUAUCGUGAUGUACGAUGAGGCACUGGCUGCUACCCCAACUGAUGCGGCUCUCCUGUUGAGCCGGUCUUUUGCCCAUGCGAUGUCGACGCCGCCAAAUCUAGGUUUAGCUCUAAAAGAUGCAAACGCUGCAAUCCAAAUUGAUUCCCGGAACUGGCAAGCUUGGCAACAGCUGGGAGAGACGCGCUUGAAAAUGGGAUAUAUCGCCGUAGCAAUGGAGGCUUUGGAAAAUGCACUCGGCCUUGCCAAUGGCUAUGACAAGGUCACAGUGCAAAGGGCUCUCACAGAAGCGCGGUCUAGAAUGCCGCCGCCUACUCUUUCGAGACAACAGACAGCACUUCCUUCUCGACCCGCCCAACCGGCUCCCCCAACUCCAGCUGCUCCGGCGUUUCCAUCUGCUCGAUCGUCUCCCGCUGCGCCAUAUUUUCCCGCUGCUCCUGCUUCUCCCGCUGCCUCACCCCCCUACACUGCUCCUCCUCCUCCCGCUGCUUCACGCCCCUGCGCUGCUCCUACCCCCCCGGCCGCUCGAGCUACUCCAGCUCUUCGACCCCAAGCUAGCCCGUCUCCCACAGCUGCUCGAGCUCCUCCGACUACGCCAGCUCCACCAGCAACAUCCGCCUCUACAUACCCCCUAGAGGCUUUUCUCAACCAACCCAGAAACCAGUCUGAUGCCCCUCCCGGCUACACUCCUAGCGUAAACAAUCCUGAUCCAGCCGUGAGAAUUCUGUCGCAGCAAGCAAUUGGGACUAAGUUAAGAGAGUUUGAGACUACGCUAAGGGGAAGAAAUAGGGGGUCCAUUUCAGUUAAACCUUAUACUGGCGAGGGAUACGUCGAUGCCGUACAGCUGGUCUAUAAUGGUUUGACCCAAGCCGACCUAACGAACAGAGAGCUUAGCACUCAGACUCAGACUUAUCUCCACUCUAGCCUCUCCACGAUGACUUUUCACGAAAUUGAUUUUCCGAGCAACGUAUUUCUCAACAAUGACUGCGAAACCUCGCCCUUCUAUGAAGGUAAAAUGCCUGGAACAGUCACCAUAACCGGAUAUUCCAAAGAGUACCGUGUCCAUCAGCUCUCACUAAAUCCGAGACUCAAUAUUACUUUCGAAGCAAGUGGUGCCCUUCCAGGAGCUUCGCUAGACAAGAUCGUGCAGCGAAUUUCGGCAUUGCAACUACUAGGGACGUCUGAAGACAGCAAAUUUCUCGGGCAGCUGCUUGGCCUAUCUCAGAUAGAGAUUUUACAGACGGGCUUUCAUCCCGCAGGCGGCAAUAGGCAGAAACAAAUCGACACCAUCUGUAUGAAAUUGAGCGGUAGUUUAUACGACGCCCCAAGCCGGUUUGUCGACUUUAGCAAGGCUAGAAAUAUCAGCAACAAUACUCUCGGUAGUACUGCGCAGGGAAUCGGUCUCCAAAACUUCCUCUACCAGAUUCUACUCGGAGCCGAGUUGCUUGUGCGGCUGCGAAAAGAACCAGUGAAUACCAACAAUGGCGGUAUCAUGACCGACGCCAUAUCCGCACUGGUCAUUCUCAGCGCGCUGUGGAUGCAGAACGUAUCCAUCACCGCCGCGGUAAAUUCUACCGCCGCUCCCCUACCAGCAAACAAAAUGUACACGCUCUAUUCCAUACACAACCAGAGGCAGAUUGAGGGUCUCAUUCGCUUUGGAGAAGCUCUCUCGUGGCCAUUUAUGGACGAGGCGAGGGCAUACAUUGAGAAUGUAUAUAAUGACCUUGCGACUGGGGCCGCAGGUAUAGGUUUUGACAUCUGCGACUGGCUUUUUGGCCUUGUCCUCCCUGGGAAGAUAUUUCGCCACAGAAUCAUGUGCUGCCUCGUGGAUGCCACGCCUUCGGUGCGAUCAAUCAACGCCUCCCCUUUCUGGGACAGCGGAAUCGUCGUUCAGAACAAGAGUUACUGGCCGAAACGGACGGUUUUAGGAAGGGUGCUUGGUGGACUCAACAACCCGAAGAGUCUCUGUGGUUGGAUUGGGCCAGUUCCUGCUCCGCAAGGUUGGACUUCAUCAGCCUGGAUCAAAAUCAAUGCUCGCGCCGUCGACGUCCCAAUCCCCGUUAGCACGACGCAACUACAACUUACUCUCGACGGUCUCGGAUUGGCCGACCCAGACGUGAACGAAUCGCCCGAAGCAGCAUUGGAAAGCAUCACCGACAUCGGGCAAUGGAUCCAGGCUCUUGGUCCAUCGCCGACUGCGCCUCGAAACGAUGUCAAAAAGGUCGAAUUUAAAUCCCUGCGUCUGACAGAGGUAGCUGGCACUCCCGCGGCAAAGGAGUACCGUGCGACGGUCGACUUCACCAUUAACAACGUUCCCAUAAGCUACGUACUAUACUCGAAUCCGCUCUUCGUAUGCGCCCCCCCUUGCGUCGGGACUCACCUCAUGCACCGGCGCCAAGCCGUCAAGUAUCUCGACAGUGUAGUUAAAGUGGAAGACCUCAAAGAGGCAUAUCCGCCGACAGACAAGCUGGUGAUCAUCGAUGCUCAGGGACCAGGGGAGCAAGUGGUUGCACGGGCGUGGUGUGCGGAGCGCGCAAGGAAUGCCAUCGUAAGGAAGGGCUUAGAUUGUUGUUUUGCAUGUGCAGUAAAUAUUGCGCACAAGACUACGGGGUUAGGAUUUCAUGUUCUUAUUUGGAGUUGA